CCCUUGUGUGCACCCUGCCCCGUUUGUCUCACCAACAUCACCCCGCUGCUGCUGCUGCUGCUGCUACCGCUCACUUAACAGCGCCGAUUCAACAUGUGAGCAGCCGGUCUGAAGCCAAAUAAAAACAAGAUUGGCUCAUUUCUUUGAUCCUCUGAGGAAUCAACUGGGGGCUGACAUGUAAUGCGUGGAUUAUGGAUCGGAUCUGGACGCGUUGCCAAAUCCUGCUGCUGGUUCUGCGCGUUUUAUUCACAAGUUCAGCGCUGCAGGAGGAAGACGCGUCCUGCGACGGGGCUUUUGAUAUUUAUUUUGUUUUGGACAGGUCAGGGAGCGUUUCAAAACACUGGCAUGAGAUCUAUGGCUUUGUGGAGCAGCUCACCAGUCGGUUUGUCAGUCCCAGGAUGAGGGUCUCCUACAUUGUCUUUUCAGCCCAGGCAGUUGUAAUACUUCCUUUAACAGGAGACAGGUCUAAAAUCGAGGAGGGUCUCGACAAGCUGAAACAAAUCAUACCUUCUGGUGAAACAUACAUGCACGAAGGCCUAAAAGCGGUGUCGGCGCAGAUGAAGACACAAACCUCACCAUCAUCCAGUAUUAUCAUUAUUUUGACUGAUGGCAAGCUGGACAUCUACCUGUAUGACAUGAGUGUGAAGGAGGCCGACAAAGCCAGAGGAUUUGGAGCCAGGGUGUACUGUGUGGGGGUCAUGGACUUUGAUCAUAAACAGCUCGCUGAGAUAGCGGACGGCACGGAGCAGGUGUUCCCGGUUUUGUCCGGAUUUCACGCCCUUAAAGACAUCGUCAACACGGUCCUGAAACAGUCGUGCAGUGAAGUGUUCACGAUAGAGCCGUCCAGCGUCUGUGUGAACGAGUCUUUCAACGUGGUUUUGAGGGGAAGCGGAUUUAGUGGAACCAAGAGGAUCGACAACCUUCUCUGUUCCCUCACCGCCAAUGACGUGACUUACAAGGAGAAGCCCACAGUUGUUCGAGAUGGCUAUCUGCUGUGUCCAGCUCCUCGUCUACAAGAAGUUGGACAAUCAGUUGAAGUGCUGAUUAGCCUGAACAAUGGACAGUCCUACAUCUCUGCGCCCAUCACCAUACACGCCACCACAUGCUCAAAUGGGAUCUGGGUGCUGUGGUUGCUGCUGGCUCUGUUGCUGUUACUGGCCCUUGGUUUAUUUUGGUGGUUCUGGCCUCUCUGCUGCACUGUGGUCAUCAGGGACCCCCCUCCCUCUCGUCCCCCUCCUCCACCUCCUGUUUUUGAACCAGAGGAGGAUCCUCUGCCCAAACACAAGUGGCCUACAGUGGAUGCUUCGUACUAUGGAGGAAGAGGUGCUGGAGGAAUCAGACGCAUGGAGGUGAGAUGGGGCCAGAAGGGAUCCACAGAGGAAGGGUCGCGACUAGAAAAAGCCAAAAAUGCCACAGUCACCAUGCCAGAGGAAGUGGAAGAGCCCAUCAUUCCUCGCCCUCCACCAAGACCACCUCCUGUUUACAACCCCCCAUCCCAAGCCAAAUGGUACACUCCCAUCAAGGGACGUAUUGAUGCCGUGCUGGCAUUACUGAGAAGGCAGUACGACAGAGUGGCAAUCAUGAGGCCCACACCUCAGGACAAGGGUCGCUGCAUCAACUUUACCAGAGUUCGGUCUCACUGAGGUGGAUCAACUUUAACUUCUCCAGUGUAGAUUUUGUUUGCCAAAGAUCAACAACACAUACUUCCAGAAAUGAUUUUUGUGUUUGUAAAUAAACAUUAAUAGGUAAAAUCGGUGGUGUUACAGCAUAAUACAUGUGUUAAAGUGUUUGUGUGUCAAAGGGAAAAAAACAAGCAAAGAAAUAAAUUCUGAUAUUCUGUUUAUUUAAAAGAGAAAACGUCUCCUUUCACAAACAUCUUCCAUACAAGUACCCCGACCACAUAAAAGGUACACAAAAAAAAUCUUUAAAAAAAUAUAACAAAAAUGACACAUAGACAGUGUGCCUUUAAAAAACAUGAAAAACGUAGCAUUACUUUCACUCAAAGCUGGAUAUUAAGGGUUCUCUCUCACAGGUCUACAGGCAAGAUAAAAAGGGGAAGGAUCUUCUUUAUACACACACACAUCAGUAUUUACUUCACUCUAAACAAAUACUUGGUUUGCUUUUUAAUAAUACAUGAUCCGGUGUUGUAAAAGCUUACCAUCACAGAGCGAGCCAACCUGCAACAAGCUCAUUGGUGAUUUAAAAAAAAAAAAAAAAUAGUUUUAAGCUUCU
Molecule: messenger RNA, 2232 nt
Organism: Fundulus heteroclitus (mummichog)
Lineage: Eukaryota; Metazoa; Chordata; Actinopteri; Cyprinodontiformes; Fundulidae
Product: anthrax toxin receptor 2
Exons: 17
Coding region: 192-1643 (483 amino acids)
Cellular component (GO): membrane
Molecular function (GO): signaling receptor activity
Source: RefSeq, a predicted model, not a curated record